Molecule: messenger RNA, 2334 nt
Organism: Panonychus citri (citrus red mite)
Lineage: Eukaryota; Metazoa; Arthropoda; Arachnida; Trombidiformes; Tetranychidae
Product: GATA zinc finger domain-containing protein 11-like
Exons: 5
Coding region: 688-2118 (476 amino acids)
Biological process (GO): regulation of DNA-templated transcription; circadian rhythm
Cellular component (GO): nucleus
Molecular function (GO): DNA-binding transcription factor activity; DNA binding
Source: RefSeq, a predicted model, not a curated record
UUCACCAAUAUCUAAGUUCAGUAAACACACAUCACUAUUCACAGAGACGAAGAUCAAAUAUAAUAAUAUAAGUUAAUUUCUUCUCUUUCUUUUUUUCUCUCUCUCUCUCAGUGUUUAUCUUCUUUCAUCAUUUUAUUUUGCUCUCUCUCUUUCUCUCUGUGAGUUUCUGUGUCUAUUUAUUAUUAUUUCUUCUUUGCCUUCAUCUUCUCCCUCCUUCUGAUCAUCAUCAUUAUCAUCAUCAUUCUGGGUCACUGUUAAUUUCGUUAAUGUCUCUAUGUGUUCACUUUUUUAUUUUCAUUUUCAUUUUUACUUUUACAUGAGUGAAGACAUUGGAUUGUAUUAACAUUGGAUUUAGAUUAUAACUGUGAUUUAAGUGUUUCUUUUUAAUUCUGUUGAUUUCUCAUCAUCAUCAUCAUCAUUACUUCAUCAUCUUAAUUAACAUCUUAUUUUAUUAUUCUAUUUUUCUUUUUUCUCUCUCAUCUUUAAUUAGUUAAUCAAUUUAUUUGAUUGUUUUGUUUUUUUCCUCCUCUCAGUUAAUAAAAUUAUCACAAUAAUCACUUGGGUGUUUGUGUUCAAUUGUUUUUGUCCGCUACCAAAUUGUGAGCGUGUUUCUUGUGAUUAAACUUUUCUUUUCUUCUAAUUGUUGUUACGUUCAUAUGAAAUAGACAAUUUGUUUAAUUAGUGACCAUGUUGACAAUGUUAUUUAAUCCAGUUCACUCUGGUCCCCAUAACCAGGUAAACAUGGAAACUUGUUCGGAUGCCGAGGAAAUAACAAUAACCCGAAAACAAGCUCGUUAUCCAUCAUCGCCAGUUGAUUUAACGGUUACUUCAAUUUCAUCACCUCAUUCACUUGGAUCAUUACCUUCUUCACUUUCACCAGGAUCUUUUUCAAUGAAAAAUAUGCUGAAUGGUCACAACAUUAAUAAUAACUCCUCAAACAGUAACGAUGGGAGCAACAAUAGUAAUACGAACAAUUUAAUCAACAACAAUAAUAGUAAUUCAUCUUCAUCGAAUGGAUUAAGUCCAACCAGUCCACUUUUUUCAUCUCGUAAACAACGAGAAUUUAUUCCCGACUCAAAGAAAGAUGAUUGCUAUUGGGAUAGACGACGAAGGAACAACGAAGCAGCAAAAAGAUCUCGGGAGAAACGUCGUAUCUCUGAUAUGGUCUUGGAAACUCGAGUUCUCGAACUGACCCGGGAAAAUGCAUUUCUAAAAGCAGAACUUUGUGCCAUUAAGGAGAAAUUCGGUCUACCUUCGAAUCAACAUUUCGCUGACCCUGAAGUAGUACCACUUUCAAUGCCAGAAAAUGGUUGUCGAGGUCGACGAAAUAAACUAUUAACCACCAUUAUGAGCGGAAAUGGUUAUUCAGGUGAAAAUGAAUGUAACGGAUUACCAAUGAUACCAUCAACCGCAUCAUCGCCAUCAUCUUCAUCUUCAUCUUUAUACGACAAUGGUAUUUCCAAUGGAUGCUUAACAAGUCCAACAUCAACCUCAACAAUAUCAACAACCUCAUCACCUUCAGCUCCAACAGCAACCUCAAUAUCAGGUUCAUCACCACCUUCACUUAAUCAUCAUCAUCACCAUCACCAUCAACUUAAUCAUCUUCACCACUCGCCAACCUCACCAACAUCAAAUGGACUUUUCAGUUCUGGACCUUUUAAAACGCGAUCAUCGUCACCAACUCCCUCAAAUUAUCAUCACAACAAUAAUAAUAAUCAUCCAUUGGGAUCAUCAACAUCUUCCUCAUCAACAGUACCAGGAAUUAACUCAUGUUUACCUUUUAAAUUGAGACACAAAGCUCGAACCACGGUGACAGAUAGUGACUCCGGAAGUGAUACAAACGGAAACGGUAUCGAUUGUCCAUUAAGUGAUAAAAUACUUUCAGGUGUUAACGUUGACGGGGCUUUGGCUUCCUCUCUUGAGUCCAACCUUCAAACGGAAAAUUUUACACUUCGACGAGAAUUGGAAAGAUUAGCGAACGAAGUUAAUUCAUUAAAAUCUUACAUUAAACCAAAAUCUUCUGGUAAUAAUAAUCAAAAUUCAUCAUCUCCAUCAAUUACCACCAAUGGUUAUUCAAAUUGCGAUGAUUACAAUGAUGAUGAUGAAAACCUUUGUUAGUUUAUUAUAUAAUAUUAAGAAUCUGAUUUGUUAAUCUCUUAGCCUAAUUGUUAAUCUUGACAAACCAAUCCAAAAACCUUUCCAAUCCCAAUCCAUUUUCAUUGAAACAAUUAAGAGAGAGUCUAUUAAAUAUAUAAUUAUUUAACUUAUCACCAUUGAUGCCAUUCAUGUUAAUUGUUAUUUCUUAAUUAAAUCAAUUUUUUGCUUCACUUUCAA